Messenger RNA from Talaromyces atroroseus, 1338 nucleotides. RefSeq lists its product as hypothetical. The record is from RefSeq and is a predicted model, not a curated record. The transcript has a single exon. Lineage: Eukaryota; Fungi; Ascomycota; Eurotiomycetes; Eurotiales; Trichocomaceae. Bases 1 to 1338 code for a protein of 445 amino acids.
AUGUCUGCUGAUUUGCUCGCUGAGUUUGGGAUCAGCAGUUCUGCGACGACCACACAAGGAAUAUCUCAGGCGGAGUCUUCGGAUUCAUUUUUCGAUGAUGACUUUGACUCCUUUGUGUCCCCGGAACCUGCAGACACCAUCUCACUAGGUCUCAAUGAGGGCAUUGCAAGGCAUGAAACCCACCAUGUAGGCGCCCAAUAUGCGCUUGACGCAGCGACAUUACCUCCAGUUACCCAAGACUCAGAGGUGUUGUUCGACGCAUCUACUGCAGCAAUUUCAAAUGAAGAUGAUGAUUGGGGUACAUUUGAAAGAGCGGAACCUGCCCCGAGCGGUCAAUUACUUGACUUUGGAAAUGAAGAUCAAGAAUUGGCUAUGCCUGUUCAGAACACAAGGCAUUCUGUAUCUACCGCCUCAGCCUGUCUUGACCUUCUUUCACCUGAUGAUAGGCCGCCACUAAAUAAGAGCAUAGCCUCGCAGAUUACUCCAAGCCAAAGACAUCUGCAAACAUUCAAAAAGCCAACUCCAAAUCAGAAAGCUCCAUCUCAAAGUCAACCCAAGACAAACCCCCCUGAAGAUGACUUCUUCGGGCAAUGGGAUAGCUUUGAAGACGGCCCUGCUACCCCAAACCCACUGUCGCAACCUACAGUCGUGACUGGUUCAAAAGGAUUGAAAAAUAGUAAGAUACCGUCAACUAGAACUCGGAAUUCUUCGCAAUCACAGUCCGUUGUUCGCCCCACCAAUAUUCCUCCGCCUUCCAUUCUUCUCCAAAUUUUCCCUUCUCUCUUGGAGAAUUUCCGCGAACAGUUAAAUGAUACGAAGCGGGGAUCCACGAGCUCUACGUCUGGACUUACACUAAAUCUGAGCUGCAUUCUUAAAACAGCUUCUCGUAUCAUUGCAGGUCGCAGUUUACGGUGGAAGAGAGACGUGAGAUUGAGCCAAAGCAUGAAAAUCGGGCCAGCACAGUCUGGUAAAACCAGUGGAAUGAAAUUGAGCUCUGUCAGCAGAGGCGAAUCGAUCAAAGAGGAGCAAGAGGCUGUGGGACUCAUUGACAUAUGGCGCCAUCAUGCUUCCGUAUUCAAUUCGUUUCUUCAGUCAUCCGGUGAGCGGCCCAUACCCGUUAGUAUGGACAAAGUCCGCAUCACGACCGCAGGCCCAGAACAGGGCGCACUUAAAGCUUCUCAUGCCUGCGCUUUGUGUGGAUUGAAGCGGGAUGAGAGACUGCCCAAAGUCGACGACGAUGCGCAGGACAGUUUCGGAGAUUGGUGGGCUGAACACUGGGGACAUACGGACUGCAAAUGGUUCUGGGAAGAGAACUCAAAUAAACUCAGUCAUCGCUGA